Molecule: messenger RNA, 3027 nt
Organism: Corticium candelabrum
Lineage: Eukaryota; Metazoa; Porifera; Homoscleromorpha; Homosclerophorida; Plakinidae
Exons: 10
Coding region: 861-2996 (711 amino acids)
Molecular function (GO): 2-oxoglutarate-dependent dioxygenase activity
Source: RefSeq, a predicted model, not a curated record
GUUGAAUGUAAUAUAUUUGAUAUAGUCAGCUUUCUUACUGUACACUGUACAGUGUAGCCUUAUGUAUUAUUAAUUAAUGAUCUGUGCCUGUGUGUUUGAUAUUGUAUAUUGUUAUAAUAUAUGAAAAGGUAACUGGUUGUUGUAGUGAACACACUGGUAAGCACGCACACAUGCACACGUUUUAGAGAGCUUUAGUUGUUCUGUUAGUGGGGUCUUGUGAUCUGGCAAUAAAAAUUGGAUGUUUUGAAUGAGUUACGUAUUGCUAUCCUCUGCUCAUACUAUUAGGGUAUACACUAAAAUCUAGAAGAGCACUGAUAAUUUGAUGACUAUCUAGUUGCCGAGUCGGUGGACACUGUUGGGUAGAUAUUCUGAAACCCAUUUAACUUUAAUCUAGUAUAUUUAGACCAUUGGCAAAUAAUUCUAGAAUUAUUGUAAGACCUGGUAUGCAGCUGUAUCACUAGGUAGGGUUGUAACAUCUAGAUCAAUUUGUUGGCAAAACGCUUGUUCUUAUUUACAGUUUAUUUAAUUAGAAAUGUUCGAAUGUUGGAGGCUCUAAAGGGAGGAACUCAUAUUCGAAUCACCACAUAUUCAAUAUGGCGUCGUAAGCGAUCAUUUGUGACCGCGCUGAAUGAUGUUGUUGCUACUGGAAGCAGCAGUUCUACUGUACAUAUUCCGGGACAAGUGUCACUUAAAGUGAAAGGAAAACUUUUUCGAUUUCUAGUGGAUGGUCAGGGACAGGUACACAACAGAAAAUUGAUGAAUGCAAUAAUCGCAGCUCGCAGACAGUGGUGACAUGUAUAGUUCUUGUCUAGACUAGAGACAUAAUAUUGUUUUUAUCCUCUAAUACUGUACACUGUAUAAUGUAUGAGUGCACAUUGCAUCAAAAAGGGCUAACCUGUGUUUGGGAUUGCGAGGCUGAUUGCUGUAGUCGUUCCCGGAUGUCUAACAUGAUUCGAGCUAUCUUGCAUAUUCUCGUUAUCUUUGCGUCUUUCAACACUGUUUUCAAUGCGCGUGGAUACGACGAGUCUGAGGAUAAAUCUGAUGAGUACAUAGAACAAGAUAGUCACUUAGGCGUACCAGAUGUCAUUUUUGUUGGUGUGCAUGGAGAUUACAAACUGCACAUCAAUGGCGAGCUGCAGAAACAAGAGCCAAAACCGGGAAGCACAGUCGUCUAUAUGGUUCCCUACAAGCAAUCCCAUUUGAUAGCUGUUGAGCUAAAAAUGUCAAUGAGAGGCCAAAGUCAAGAGAUCUACCAAGAGGCCGGACUCAUUGCUUCAAUUGAAACAGUCAUUCCAAGUGUUGUAUCGGUUAGUAAUUCUAGAUGGAGAUGCACCAACAAAAGACUAAAUCUAAUUGAUAGCUUUGGGAAAGAAUGGAUUGACAAUGACUUCAUUGACUCUGCAUGGUCACCAGCUGAAGAGUUAGCAGCCAAUGGGGAAAUGCCAUUUGGUGUUGCAGUGGAUGUGACCAGCCAAGCGAAAUGGAUAUGGGCCGAUGUACCAGCAAGCAAGGUCUACUGCAGAGGAUGGUUGUCAGCAGCUCCUGACACACUGCAUAUUGCUGCACACGGUCAAAUCAAAGUUUAUGCUGAUAACAUGUUGUUAGGAUUUGGCAAUAAAAGUGGAGAGAAAUACACCUUUGUGAUGCCCUCUGCUCCUCUCCAUUUAGUUGCUAUAGAAGUCAAAGGAGACAAGAAGAUGCAGCGCCGUGGUGUGCUGGCAUCCCUACAGAUGCCUGCCCAUCCAAAUGGUGUAUCAGGAGAUCUCUGGAAAUGUAUAACUGCCAAGAACGUUCGUAACAAUGGAAAACAACAAGUUCAUGAUUGGUCCAGUGUAGUGUAUGAUGAUAGUGAGUGGCCAGCAGUAAAAGUUGUUGGAAAACAUGGAGACCCACCGUGGGGUUUCAAACUGGAAGUAAGUCGACAUUCCAGCUGGGUAUGGACAAAAGACAACUCUGAUAAGAUUUAUUGCAGAGCCAGAAUGACAUCUGAAUUUGGAAGUGAUAAGGCUGAGUCGGAUGGAGAGGAAGAUAGACAGGAAGAGAGAAGGCAGCCUUUACCAAAGGGACAAGAAAAAAGUCGACCUCUACUUCCAAUGAAUAAGAGGCCACCAGUAGAAACAAUUGUCACAAUUGAUGCAUCAGAACUAACCAUUCAGAACUUUUUUCAGAAGUUUGUUGCCACCAGCACUCCAGUAGUUAUCAAAAAUGGAAUGAAAGACUGGCCUGCUCUCCGCAAAUGGACAGACAAAUACUUGACAUCAGUGGUUGGUGAUCAUCCGAGCACAAUCACAUACUCUAAUUCCACGGUUUUCCAUUUCUAUGGUCAAAAGAGAGAAUUUAAAGAAAAAACUAUAGGAGACUUUCUUAAGGAAUUCAGUGCUACCAACAGACAAGGAAAUCUGUACAUGGCUCAGCAGCCAAUCAUGAAGGAGCUCCCAGAACUAGAAUCAGAUAUACGUCGCCCAAAGUUUUCUGAUAUCUUGAAAUUGCAAGAUGUUUAUCUGUGGAUGGGUGCUGGAGAUCAAGUAACUCCUGCUCAUUUUGAUAAUUCAGAGAAUAUACUGUGCAUGGUUGCUGGACGCAAAAAAUUGCGGCUCUACCAUCCAUCAAUGAGUCCAUUUCUUUAUGCUGAAGUGCAGAACAGGUACACAGCUAUAACAAGUGCUGUUUUCAAUCUAACCCAUGUCGACUACAAUAAAUUUCCUGACUUUCAACAUGCGAAGCAUGUCUUUGUAGAGAUCAAGAAAGGAGACAUGCUUUUCCUUCCUGCUUACUGGUGGCAUGAGGUCACUUCAUAUGACCGCAACAUUGCAAUCAACUGGUGGUUUGACGCACACAGUGACACAAUGAAUCAAUUCUUUGAGCACUGGGUCGCAAAACUCCCACAAACAAAGUGGGGAAAACAAGAUGAAGACUUCCGACGGUAUGAAAUAGAGCUUGCCAAGGAAGAGGGUCAAGAAAUACCAGGACAAGAAUCAUGGAGAGAUGAACUAUAGUGUAGCAUUUAUACAAACCAGUUAUAUGUAU